AUGGCCCACUUGUCCUUCUCCUGCCAGGACGGACGGGUGCAAGCGAGCCAAGAGGCUAACCCUGGCGCUCCUGGACAGGCGGCAGACAGCUUGUCUCAGAGUAGCAUUCGGAAAUAUGUGCGUGCCUGCUGGGUUGGCAAACGACUGACUGGGCAUGUGCGAAAAACCCGAUUCCAGAAAGCGCGUUCCUUCAUCGUGUACGAGGUCGCCAUCUGGCUUCGUGAGCCCUCUUCCUCGCAAAGCGCUAUUUGCACCGAUGAUGCCAUCUGCUUUGGCAAGUGUCAGCUGCCGGAUAUUCUUGGAAGUGUAAAUCGCAUGUCGUUGCGUGUCCGAGAAGAAGAUGUCGAGCGGGCGAAGGCUAUAUAA
Molecule: messenger RNA, 366 nt
Organism: Pseudozyma hubeiensis SY62
Lineage: Eukaryota; Fungi; Basidiomycota; Ustilaginomycetes; Ustilaginales; Ustilaginaceae
Exons: 2
Coding region: 1-366 (121 amino acids)
Source: RefSeq, a predicted model, not a curated record